Messenger RNA from Arctia plantaginis, 1122 nucleotides. The record is from the annotation of a GenBank genome assembly. NCBI's taxonomy places the organism in Eukaryota, Metazoa, Arthropoda, Insecta, Lepidoptera, Erebidae.
AUGCCGUUAAAACAGUUUAAAAGGAUUCCAAUUUAUGUUGUCGAAGAACACAACGAUGCCUUACAAUUUAUAUACUCGGCCAUCGGUGGAAAAAAGUUGCCCUUAGAAGGAACAGCUCUUCUUCAUCUUGACGCUCAUCCAGAUAUGCUUAUUGAUCGUAAAUUGAAAGGAACGGAAGCACGGUCUGGAAGAAAUGUACUGCCAUUACUACAAAUAGAAAAUUGGAUUUUACCAGCAAUCGCUGCAGGUCAUAUCAGCCAAGUUGUAUGGCUGAGACCACCGUGGGCAAGACAGUUCUGUGAUGGGACAAGGCCCAUAUAUGUAGGCGAUCAUCCCACAACGGGUGAACUUCGCGUCGACAGCAAAGAACCUUACUAUCUUUCAGACGCAUUGUAUUCAGCACAUUUAAAAAAUAAGAGAAAGUUUAUUUUUACUUCAACUGAACUUUCUGACACCUCACUAGCAGGAGAUGAGAUCAGUAAUCAAAGAUACUUAGAAAAUCUGAAUAUAAGUCAACCUUAUGUUCUUGAUAUCGAUUUAGAUUUCUUUAGUACAGGAAAUCCUUUUCUAAUGUUGUACGAAAAUAUUAAACUUUAUGAUCGGUUGUUACCCAUUUUUGAUUUUGAACUUCCUGACACAGACGACGAUGAAACGAUAGCUAAAGUUGUCGCAUCCCGAGAACACCAACUCGAGCAACUUGAAAAGUUGUUUCAACAUCUUGAGCAGGAUAAUAACUUAGAUAAAUAUGAGGGGGAGAAAUCGCGGCUGUAUAUAAUGGUUGCAGAGUUGAGUGAAGCGAUUUUAUCAGAAGCGGAAAGAUUAAAAGAAGAGCCAGACUGGUGGGCAGUAUUUGCUGCAGGUUGUACUCGAGACCAAGAUGGAUUGCCUUAUCACAUCAGCUCUAAGGAAGAAAUACAGCGAUUGGUGAAAAAUGCUCUAGUUCCUUUAUUGAAGGGAUUACCCCCACCAGUUUUAAUCACAGUUGCUAGAUCUACAGAGGACGGGUAUUGCCCUCCGCAACAGGUUGAUUACAUUCAGUCUUUUGUGUUGGAAGCCUUGAAAGAAUUAUAUGAUACAGAGGAACCAGCGCUUCAUUACCUUACUGCUAAUACUUUAAAAUAA